Salarias fasciatus (jewelled blenny) is the source of this 3733-nucleotide messenger RNA. It is a transcript of the gene ptprn2, whose product is annotated as protein tyrosine phosphatase receptor type N2. The transcript is spliced from 22 exons. Gene Ontology annotation, cellular component: synapse; secretory granule. Gene Ontology annotation, biological process: insulin secretion involved in cellular response to glucose stimulus; regulation of secretion; protein dephosphorylation. NCBI's taxonomy places the organism in Eukaryota, Metazoa, Chordata, Actinopteri, Blenniiformes, Blenniidae. Gene Ontology annotation, molecular function: protein tyrosine phosphatase activity. Bases 133 to 3351 code for a protein of 1072 amino acids. The record is from RefSeq and is a predicted model, not a curated record.
UCAGAACCCCCCCCCUGCCCACCCCCUCCUCCCCGGGACCCCCCUCCAGAAUGCCCGUGUAGCGGGGUCUGAGCGCGGGGAGCGCCCGUGAACAUGCCGUGUCUGGAGCAGUGAUCCGGGAGCAGGAGCGACAUGGAUCCGCUGUGGUGUCCCGUCCUCGUCGCUGCAGUGGCGGUCAGCCUCUUCUCCUCACGCGCACUCGCCGACAGAAAAUAUGGUUGUCUGUUUGAAGAUGAGCUCUGCACGCGGUACGAGUUCUGCGUCAACGACGGAGUGUUUGGACAGUGCCAGGAGCUGGCCGGUGCAGACCUGCACUCCUAUGAUAUUUCUUCCUCUGCUCUCCAGCGCCUCAGGAUCCCUCUCCAGAAACUGGCUCACAGAGGCCUGACGUGGCAGGACGACGCCACGCAGCAGGCCAUCUCCAGAGAGCUCUCCAAACUGAGGAGCGCCCCCCUCAAAUACCAGGCCACAGCCCCCAGCCCGCUGACCGCCUACAGCAGCUCCAGAGACAGGAAGCUGAGGCCCGUGCACGGCGAGCAGAGCAGGAACCUCCAGCAGUACCUGGCGGGGCUGGGCUUCCUGCCGCACGCCGAGGAGGACGGACACCCGAGGCUCCAGACGGAGGGAAGCAGAGUUCAGAAUGAAGACAUCAAACCUGAUGGUCAUUCAGAGUCCAGCCGGCCAAAACCCCAGACGGGCUGGAAAGAGACCACUGUCUACAGCCUUCAGAAGGGAGCUGGCCAGCCUCCAAUCACCAAAGUCUUUACUCAGAGUGGAGAGGGUAGGCACCCCAAGCUCAGUACAACCUCCUCCAGCCAGGGCCCGGGAAGGAGCGAGCUCCUCUCCAGCCAUCUGGCGCAGCUUCUCGCCGCGGCGCCCGGCCGUCAGCAAGGCGGCCCGGGCGGGGAGGCCGAGGGGCCCAGAGGGAAGCCGCACUACCUCAGCUACGUGCGGCCGGCUCCGAGCGAUCAUGCGGAGCCGCAGACUCUCGCUGUUUAUGGAUCCAAACCCCAAAGGCCCGAUCUAGACACACUGCUGCUCAAAGCUGGCUCAAACCGACUCGCCGCCAAACAUCCCCUCGGUGUUAUGGAUGAACGAUUCAUCCAGAACGUGGUGAAUCAGCUCGGGAGGCACAGCGUCCACAUGGAGGCUUUGAUGGGCAAAGACCUGGACCAGCUGGCCGGGGUCGUCACAGGAGCUCUGCAGGGGGCGCACGAGGAGAGGCCCGCGCUUGGGGCCCGUCCAGGACCGGGAGCCGCCGAGUCCAGGGGGGGCGCGAGCGGUAGCAGGGAGCCGCUGGCAGGGACGCGUCUGAAUCAGGACCAGGACCUGAAAUCAAACACGGAGCGGAUUCCAAACACACUGGAAAUGAAACAGCAAGGCCAACAAAUAGACGGCGCAGACAAAGAGCCCGUUGACAAGCAUGCGGCCUUCUUCUCCAAGCUGCUGGCUUAUCUUGACAUGCAGCCCUUUGGCGGCGCUCCAGAGGUCAACGGUGGACCGGCCCCCCUCCAGAAGACGGUCGGACUGGAGAACGUCCAGAGCAGGACGACGCUGGACCGGGUCCCCAUCCCCCAGCGCUGGGCGGAGAAGCCGGCGGCCGCCGCCGCUCCGAAGGGAGGCUCCACCCUGCGGCUGAGCGGCGGGGCCGAGGGGCCCGAGGCACAGGUGGACUCUGAGAUUGAGAGGUGGAUGCAGGGGUCUCUGGGGCCAGCGGGAAUGAAGCAGCAGGAGGAGCCGCAGAAGAAGGACAUGAAAGUCAAAACCCAGCUGGUUCACGUGGGAGUGAAGGAGUUUUCAAGCAGGGGGAAGGACAGACACUUCGGAUACAUCAUCACGGGCUCAGACUCCCUCACCAGCAGCCAAGGCUCGGACCUGAUGGAGCGCCUGACCCAGAGGGUGAACCUCCACGCCGCAGACCUCACCCAGCUCUCCAUCCUCGGUCCUGCGCUCACAUUCCGGGUCGGCCCAAACCCCAAGAAUGUAUCCACUGCAGAUGUGGUUCAAAUUGCAGUCCAGCAGAAGCAGCAGCUGGAGAAGGAGACAGGCCUGAAGAUAGUGGAGGCCGGAGUCAGCGAUCGGGGCAGCCUGACCCAGAUCCCCGUGGUGAAGGAAACCAGGGUGGAGUCGGGCCAGUUCGUGCUGCUCUCCGUCCUCUGCAUGCUCUUCAUCCUGGUGGCGGUGGCGGUGUCGGCGACCUUCUUCUGCGUGCGCCAGCGCUCGCACCUCCAUAUGAAGGAGAAGCUGGCCAGCCUGGGGACUGACACCAGCACCGAUGCCACCGCAACCUAUCAGGAGCUGUGUCGCCAGCGCAUGGCGAUCCGCGCGUCGGAGCGCGUGGAGCGCCCGGAAACCCUCCGCCACUCGCGCCUCAACAGCGUGUCGUCUCAGUUCAGCGACGGCCCCAUGGCCAGCCCGUCCACGCGCAGCAGCACCUCCUCCUGGUGCGAGGAGCCGGUCCCGUCCAACAUGGACAUCUCCACCGGUCACAUGAUCCUGUCAUACAUGGAGGACCACUUGAAGAACAAGAACCGUCUGGAGCGCGAGUGGGAGGCUCUGUGCUCCUACCAGGCGGAGCCCAGCGCCUGCAGCGUGGGCCAAGGCGAGCAGAACUCCAAGAGGAACCGCUCCGACGCCGUGGUCGUGUAUGAUCAUUCCAGGAUCACCUUGAAAGCAGAGAAUAACCACAGCAACUCAGAUUACAUCAACGCCAGCCCCAUCAUGGACCAUGACCCCCGUAACCCGACUUACAUCGCCUCGCAGGGCCCGCUCGCCUCCACUGUGGCAGACUUCUGGCAGAUGGUGUGGGAGAGCGGCUGCGUCGUCAUCGUCAUGCUGACCCCGCUGUCUGAGAACGGAGUGAAGCAGUCUCACCACUACUGGCCCGACGAGGGCUCCGACGUCUACCACAUAUACGAGGUCAAUUUGGUGUCGGAGCACAUCUGGUGCGAAGACUUCCUGGUGCGGAGCUUCUACCUGAAGAACCUGCAGACUAACGAGACCCGCACCGUCACCCAGUUCCACUUCCUGUCCUGGAUGGACCGCGGGAUCCCCAACUCGGCCCGAACCCUGUUAGACUUCCGCAGAAAGGUUAACAAGUGCUACCGGGGUCGAUCUUGCCCGAUAAUUGUGCACUGCAGUGAUGGAUCUGGCAGGAGUGGGACUUACAUUUUGAUUGACAUGGUCCUCAAUAGGAUGGCUAAAGGUGCUAAAGAGAUUGAUAUUGCCGCUACCCUGGAGCACUUGAGAGACCAGAGAGCUGGCAUGGUCCAGACAAAGGAGCAGUUUGAGUUUGCGCUGACAGCCGUGGCAGAGGAGGUGAACGCCAUCCUGAAAGCACUUCCUCAGUGAAGGCACCACAGUCCCCUCCCCCUCCUUCCCCACCCCCCCACCUUCACCACAACCUCCACCAUCUUCUCCUGGCUCGCUGAGCACCGGUUUCCUCUGCCCACUCAAGACUGACAUCUCUCUCUGCCCUCCCCUCCCCUCCCCCCCGCUCCGUCUCUCUCCCUCCUCCUCACCUCUAUAUAUACUGUAUACUUAUGAAUGUCGUGCCGGAUAUCUCACCUGGAUCCAUGUUCACGUCGGGUUCUGCUGCACCGACGCGGUGUGUGUUGAUAUGAACCGUGGUCCUCUAUAACCGUGACGUCGUUCCUGAACAUGCCGUUCUAUAGUGCCACUGACGAGAUGUUUGCGUGGUGUCAAGUGAAGGUUUUUUUUUUUUUUUUUUGUU